GCCUUGUGACGGCCCUGUGGAGAGUUUUGAGCUAAUUUCUGUCUGUGUUCUGUUUUGCACAGGCCUACAUCCUGUGGAACGUUUCCUACUAUACAUCCCCAUUAUUGCUGCUUUACUGCUACAGGAAAGGUUACAUCGUCAUGUCCAAGAUUAUCCCAGCUACAUCGUACGCAAGUGUACUCCUGCUGAUACUUACCGGGGUGGUCUGCCUCCGAGGUGUGGGACGCUGGACCAAUCCUGACUACGUGCAGUUUAUCAGCGUCUUGGAAGAAACCAAGCGAAACAACACACCAGAGAACAAGAAAAAGCUGGCAGCUUACAGCUUUGAUUUCAACCAUUGGCCUGAAGACUUCCGUUGGGACGAGGUCAGCAGCCAGUAA
Molecule: messenger RNA, 380 nt
Organism: Rhincodon typus (whale shark)
Lineage: Eukaryota; Metazoa; Chordata; Chondrichthyes; Orectolobiformes; Rhincodontidae
Product: phosphatidylserine lipase ABHD16A-like
Exons: 4
Coding region: 141-380 (79 amino acids)
Source: RefSeq, a predicted model, not a curated record